AAAAGCUCGGCGCAUAAAUGCGGCCAUCCCUUCCCAUACCCUCCGCUUCUCUCUCAACAGCACCACCAGGCCGACGAAACCUGGGAGAAGAGGAGGGAAGAGAGGGCGAUCGAAGCAACACCAAGGAAACAGUUGACUCCAAACUCCAUUGUCCGCUGCGUUUAGCGGCCGAAGGUUGAGGAGGGAGGAGGAGGGGAUGGACUCUUACGCGAUACACUUGGCGAUGGCGGCGCUUGUCGGCGCGUCAUUCGUCGCUGUCUCCGCGUACUAUAUGCACCGCCGAACGCUAUCGCAGCUUCUCGAGUUCGCUCGCAAGGUUGGCCAUGAGAGCGGCAGCGACAGCGAGCGAGAGGCUCACUCUCAGGGCUACAGGAAGGUUGAGAAGCGGAGGCGGGGUCGGAAGUCCGCUCCCUCCUACCGCCGAUCGUCGGCCUCGUUACCGGAUGUUAGCAGCAUGGCAGACGGGGGUUACCAUCUGGAGGCCGGUAUGGAGAAGAAGCUCAAUGGACCUUUAUCUGUUGAGGAUGGUGGGGUUCUGCAGCAGCAGCAGCAGAGGUCCUCUUCCGCUGCUGGCUUCGCCAUUCCGGCCGGCCUGCCCCGCCUGCAGACGCUUCCGGAAGGCUCUGCUAAAAGAUCUGGUUCUGUCAUCAGGCCUUCGUCUCCCAAGUCUCCUGUUGCUAGUGCUAGUGCCUUUGAGAGUGUAGAGGGCUCUGAUGAGGAUGAUGAUGUGCCUGAAAAUGGAAAGCUGGAAAAUCACUAUGGCCAUGUGAAUGGAAAUGUGGAAUUAGAAGGUCGGGCACCGUUUUUAGCAAUGUCAGAUUCUGCUAUGGCCAAUGGAGACCAGAAACCCAUUGUUUCAGCUAGCAUGAUACGAUCUCAUAGUGUGUCUGGAGACCUUCAUGGUGUGCAGCCUGAUCCGGUGGCGGCAGAUAUUUUAAGGAAGGAACCAGAACAGGAAACUUUUGUUAGACUAAAAAUCUCUCCAAACGAGGUUCCAUCAGUGGAUGAAGAGGAGGUCUACCUUUUGCUUCAAGAAUGCCUUGAACUGCGUGAGCGUUAUCUAUUCAGAGAAGAAGUUGCUCCAUGGGAUAAAGAAGAGAUUACAGACCCAAGCACACCUAAGCCAAACCCUGAUCCCUUUGCAUAUUCGACAGAAAAGAAAACAAAUCAUCACUUGGAAAUGGUCAAUGGUGUGGUUCGUGUCUAUGCAAACAAAGACUCUAAAGAUGAGUUAUUCCCUGUUGCUGAUGCAACAACCUUUUUUACUGAUCUUCAUCGAAUAUUACGAGUUAUUGCACUAGGCAAUGUUCGGACCGUAUGCCACAGACGGCUUGAACUACUUCAGCAGAAGUUUAAUCUUCACUUAAUGUUGAACGCUGAUAGAGAAUUCCUAGCACAAAAAAGUGCACCUCAUCGUGACUUUUAUAAUGUCCGAAAAGUUGAUACCCAUGUGCAUCAUUCAGCAUGCAUGAACCAGAAGCACCUUCUCAGAUUCAUCAAAUCGAAGUUGAAGAAGGAGCCUGAUGAGGUGGUUAUAUUUCGUGAUGGGACAUAUUUGACAUUACAAGAGGUGUUCGAGAGCUUGGAUUUGACAGGAUAUGACCUUAACGUGGAUCUGCUAGACGUACAUGCUGAUAAGAGUACAUUUCAUCGAUUUGACAAGUUUAAUCUUAAGUAUAAUCCUUGUGGCCAAAGCAGACUUAGAGAAAUCUUCUUGAAGCAAGAUAACCUUAUUCAAGAUGAAAAUCAGGAUUUUGUAGAAAAAAAGGGUUUGCAUCAAAACCAGGCCUUGAACAGGCCAUUGAUUUUUGGCAAACAAAUUUUUGGUCGUUUUCUUGCUGAACUGACUAAGCAAGUGUUCUCUGAUCUUCAAGCAAGUAAAUACCAGAUGGCAGAGUACAGAAUAUCCAUAUACGGGAGAAAGAAAAGUGAGUGGGACCAGCUAGCAAGUUGGAUUGUGAAUUACGAACUAUACAGUGAAAAUGUUGUGUGGCUAAUCCAGCUCCCAAGGUUAUACAAUGUGUACAAGGACAUGGGAAUUGUAACCUCUUUUCAGAACAUUUUAGACAAUAUUUUCCUUCCCUUGUUUGAAGUUACUGUUGAUCCAGAUUCACAUCCUCAGUUGCAUGUCUUCUUGAAGCAGGUUGUUGGAUUUGAUUUAGUUGACGAUGAAAGCAAGCCAGAAAGGCGUCCUACUAAGCACAUGCCCACACCAUCUGAGUGGACAAAUAUAUUCAAUCCUGCCUUUUCAUACUACACAUAUUAUUGUUAUGCAAAUCUUUACACUCUCAAUAAACUUCGAGAGUCGAAAGGAAUGACGACCAUCAAACUACGUCCACAUGCAGGCGAGGCAGGUGAUAUUGACCAUCUUGCUGCCACAUUUCUCCUUUCACACAACAUUGCUCAUGGAAUAAAUCUGAGGAAAUCUCCUGUCCUUCAGUACUUAUAUUAUCUUGCACAGAUUGGCUUGGCAAUGUCUCCUCUAAGCAACAAUUCCUUGUUUCUUGAUUAUCAUCGGAAUCCUUUUCCCAGUUUUUUCUUACGUGGACUCAAUGUCUCACUCUCAACUGAUGACCCCUUACAAAUCCACUUAACCAAAGAACCGUUGGUCGAGGAAUACAGUAUAGCUGCCUCGGUUUGGAAACUAAGUUCAUGUGAUUUAUGUGAGAUUGCACGGAACUCUGUGUACCAAUCAGGGUUCUCACAUGCACUCAAAUCUCAUUGGAUUGGAAAGAAGUAUUAUAAACGAGGCCCAGAAGGAAAUGAUAUUCACAAGACCAAUGUCCCUCACAUCCGAGUAGAGUUUCGUGACAUGAUCUGGAGAGAAGAGAUGCAACUAGUUUAUCUAGGGAAGGCUAACUUGCCCGAGGAAGUGAAUGCAUGAACAGCAAUUCCACUGAUUUAGUGGCCACACGACGGUUACAAGGGCUUUACUAUUCUCCCCAUUUUACCUCAUGGGUCUUUCAUACGUUGGUUAAUUCCUCCUGUUCGACUCAACUCAAGGAUUCCAUGAACGUAAACUGGAAAUUUAAGAGGAGAGACAGUGGAGGUUGCUUUUGACAUGUUGAAUGAUGGAUGGUGGACGUGGCAUUCUCAAGCAAGGGAAGAAUGUCAGUCAAGUUGGCUUGCCUUAACAGAAGGGAUACAGGUAUUUGGGGACUCAUCGUCACUUUACCGCCUGGUGUAUAGCCCUGUUAUUGGGGUAUAAUUUUGAGAAUAAGCAUCAGUCUAAUUCAUAGGGGUAUACUUUUGAGAAUAAAUAUUAGUAUAAUUCACAGGGGUGUGCUUCCAACAGCAAGAUGGCUUGUUGUUUUGUAGUAUUUUAGAAUCUGAAUUUUUAUAUAACCUACCAUGGUUUCUAAUUUUUUCA
Messenger RNA from Nymphaea colorata (pocket water lily), 3370 nucleotides. RefSeq names its product AMP deaminase. Bases 197 to 2884 code for a protein of 895 amino acids. Gene Ontology annotation, biological process: IMP salvage; AMP metabolic process. Gene Ontology annotation, cellular component: cytosol. The record is from RefSeq and is a predicted model, not a curated record. The transcript is spliced from 20 exons. Gene Ontology annotation, molecular function: AMP deaminase activity. NCBI's taxonomy places the organism in Eukaryota, Viridiplantae, Streptophyta, Magnoliopsida, Nymphaeales, Nymphaeaceae.